AUGGGGGCGGUAGCAUCGCGCAUUUGCAGCCCGGCUGGCGAAGCGCCAGCACCAGCAGCCCCUCCCAAGGCUUCCUGCUCCAUUGCAGGCUACGAUUUUGAUCCAGUCAAGGACGCACAGCAGCCGGAGGCAUUCCUUGGCAAGUUGGAGGAGAGCUCGCCCACGCGAAGCACAACUGCGGAGUCUGAAUGUGUAGAGGACAAACAUGCAAGCAUCACGGCUGACCUCAUGAAGGAGCCGGCCGAAUUUCAGGCGCCAAAGCCGGCGCCGACCACACCCAUUACAGUGGAAACGCUGCAGGGCGACUGGGUCAACAGCAUGGGCGCCAAGAUUCACGUCGCGGGCACUGAGGUCUCGCUGAACGGCCUGGUCAUGAAGGCGCACCCAAUCCUCUUAAAUGAGGAUGGCACUGUCAGCAGUGUGGGCCGAAUUUGGCAACUCAACGGCUGGCUGGAGAAUGACAAAGUCGAGUUCAAAGAAGCUCCAAGCAAGGAAGUUAUGCAAUUCGCCCGCUCCGUCGUCUGGAGCAAGGUGUCCACCGAGCGCAUGGAAGCAUGGACGGAGCAGAUGAAGGCCAUGGGUUACGCAGGAUCUGCGAACAAUCCUCUUGCCCGUGGUAUUGAGGGCUGCUGCCCGGGAACGUCUGAUGCCCAUGCCAAGCUGGUGGCAGACGACGAAAACAAGGACAAGGCGGAACUGAAGCUGUUGAAUGACCUGAUCUGCAAGUGGCGGGUGCCAGGUCUGAUCAAGGUCCCGCCCCGCAAGGUCAUUCCAGACUUCAGCAACAGAGGCCACACAGGUCUCAGUGUGGAGCAUGUCCAUUACCUCGCGACGAGUUUCAAAGAGAAGGGCUUCCAGAAACGAAAGGGCAACGAGGGGCAUGACAUUCCUGUCCUCGUGUGUGAGAAAACCAGCAGCGAGCUUGGACGGAAGUCCAUUGAGAACUGGAGGUCGAAGCUCCAGGAUGAGAAAGGUUUUGCUCCAGAGGAGCAUUAUGAGCGGCUGUUCAAGGGACAGGAGCUUUAUACCUCCUUGGGCAAUGGUCACUUCAAUCAGGCUCUCAAUCUCUUCUUUCGAGAAUGCCCCAGCAUUUAUAGUCAGGAAAAGUACCUCAUUGGCAAGGACCGUGAUCUUAAAGAAGCUAUCUACCAGGGAAUCGGCAGCAUCGUGCUAAGGGCUGAAAUCCCUCUCAGGGAUCGCGAAACAAUCAGCAAGCUGCUGAAUUCCAAGCGUGAGUUCAAGUGGAACGUUAGUGAGGAUGGAACACUUGACAUCACGGAUGCUUUCGAAGACACUCGCACCUGCAAGCAGUUCGAGGCAUCGGAAGGGAAGACCGGUAGCAUCGGAGGUUUCUAUCCCAUAAACAGCAUUGCGUUCACUUUGGUGCACAGCAGUGGAGCUGAAUUGCCUGGUGAGAUCCGAGCUUGGGGUGACAGACAGCCACCGCGUCGGACUCUUUUCUACUGGUGGGGCGGCAUCAACCGCCACCUGAUAAUCAACUCCGUCUAUUACUUGUUUUUUCUUCUGAUUUUGUACUAUGUGCAAAACCGAUAUCCCAUCACGCAAGUUGAUGCCUCCACGAAUGGCAUCUCCAUGCUGGGGAGUUUGACGGUGUUCUUGCUGGUGUUCCGCAUGAACCAGUCCAUGGCCCGAAACAACGAAGCCACGCAGCGAACGGACGAGAUGUUCGGAGAGCUGGAUUUCUUGGUCCAUUCUGUGUGCACCUUCAUGCAAGGUGCUGGCGAGGACUCGCUGCAGGAGUUGAUUAUGAAUCCAUCACGCAAGCGCACCGAAGAGGAGAUACGUCUCCUACGCCUUCAUGGCGAGCUUGCGUCAGCGGUUCGGAUCCACGUAGUAAGGCUGACAAUUGCCUUCGGCGUCAGUGUUCUGUUGUACUUCCGCGUCCUCUGCGCCCUUUCAGAUUCGCAAGGAGUACUGGAAGAGGAGGACCUGGUGCAGAUCGUUUUUCUGCACGGCCGGCUCCAGGCCUUGCUGUAUGAGGAGGAAAUGGAGGUUGUGGAUCAGUAUGUGUCUUUGCAGCACAAGCAGAUUCAGGAGAGUUUCUUCCGAAGCGAGCUUGGAAUAGAAGAUGCAUUGGCCUCACUGUUGGGCGGUAUCGAAUUGCCAGCCAAUCCGCAGGCGAUUGCAAGGCUGGAAGACGAGAUCGGUGAUGCGGCCGGAGAAAGCGAUAAGGCCUUCGACUUCAUUGCAGGCUCCAUCAUCGAGUCAGUCUGCCCAGCCAAGAUGCGAGUGAAUCAGAUACAUGGUAUCGUAGCCAUCAAUGUGAUGCCCCGGUCAUGCAACACCAAGCAUGAUAUCGUCAUCUUGUUGGGUGUCGGCUACGGCAUUGGCCACUCUGAUGGAACCAUCCUCUGGCAAGGGGCUUGUUGCCGGAAGAAGAACACAGCUGUCAAGAAGAAAGCGCUCCUGGUGCCUUUCCGCGAAGUUGACCGGCCAUGGAUUCAGCUUAUAGAAGCACAAAGCUUUGGCCUUCGAGAUCAAUCCCUCCACCAAUGGCUGAUGCAAGCUGCAAAGCCCGGCUCGCGGACAAGUGUCGAUGUGGCCAUUAGUGGCGCAUCUGUGGCCGGCUACUGUGCCUGGCGCUUGGAAGGUGAUUUGCAUUCGCCAGUCCUCUACAUCCUUUCUCUGGCAGUGGACUUGUCAGAACGCCGACGUGGCCAUGCUGCGGAGCUGCUGCGAAGUGCCAUGAGACGGGGCGAGAGCAGUGGCGCGGCUGCUGCAACAUUGCACGUGCGGGUGGACAAUGAGCCGGCCAACGCAUUGUACUCUCGUCUAGGCUUUGUGCGCGGCGCUCGCGUCCGCAACUACUAUGGACAUUGCGAUGCCUGGGAAUUGCUCAGGAUGUCCAGCGUGAGGGUGGCCGAGCUUUGGGCAGCAGCUGCCUGCCGUUUGGUCCGAAAAAAAGCGGAGUCUGCUUAUUUGAACUGUGUGGUUCAGGGUGUUCUGGUCAGUGUCGUCAACACCCUGCCUCGAAAAUGCGUGCAGGACUGCGCCUUCGUGCCGCAGACCUGUUCCGGCUCUGCCGAAGGCCAGGCGGUGUGGAGAUCUAGCACGGAUGCAUUGGAUCAGCUCACGCACCUCGCGGGUCUGAUCAUGCGCCCAGUCUCCUUGGCCUACUACCAGCACUGCCGUGUGAUUGUCGCACUCUUCAGCUUUAUGUGGCCGUUGGUGCACCCGGUUAGUGAUGAGCUUGUUGCCAACAUAUUCGACAGCAUCGUUUUUCCUUGGGUGGUCUACUGGGCUAUGUCUGGCUUGGAGAGGCUUGCCGAGAUGAUGGAGAACCCGGUGGGCGAUGAUGACACGGACAUUGAUUUGAUGCAGCAGAUGCAUGAGCUGGAGGUCGGCUUGCAGCUCUCCUUCGAGCUUUCGGAGACCCGGCGAAGCAUGAUGCGCAGGCUGCGAAUGAAGAGUACAGGGUCAGAGCACUGCCGUUUUUGGAGAGUUUGCUGUGUCGGACUGACCUGCCCCAGACACCUUCAAGCUGCAGACAGUGGAGUGUUUCUACAUGUCUUAGUUGUGGGAAAGCAGGAACCCUACCGAAACUGA
Molecule: messenger RNA, 3567 nt
Organism: Symbiodinium pilosum
Lineage: Eukaryota; Dinophyceae; Suessiales; Symbiodiniaceae
Source: the annotation of a GenBank genome assembly